Messenger RNA from Belonocnema kinseyi, 330 nucleotides. RefSeq names its product ribonuclease H-like. Bases 1 to 330 code for a protein of 109 amino acids. The transcript is spliced from 2 exons. Lineage: Eukaryota; Metazoa; Arthropoda; Insecta; Hymenoptera; Cynipidae. Gene Ontology annotation, molecular function: RNA-DNA hybrid ribonuclease activity; nucleic acid binding. The record is from RefSeq and is a predicted model, not a curated record.
AUGCGUGGAAAGAAAUGGAGGGCGGAGGUCCUUGCUGGUCUGCAAAGUGCCGAGAUAUUAUUAGAGGAAAACGCGCCUGGAAGACAGAUUACGAUCUGUUCAGACAGCGAAGCGACACUAAGUGCAGUGGGAAAACCAGAUAUAGCAUCUGAACUGGUUUGGGAAUGCAAAAAGGCAUUGAACCGGCUUGUAGAAAAGAAUAAAGUGGCUCUCAUAUGGGUUUCUGGACAUACAGGGAUCAAGGGCAACGAGAAAGCGGACCAGCAGGCAAGAAGCGGUGCGGCAGAUGAAUACAUAGGGCCGGAACCGGUAUUGGGUCUAGCGUCUUGA